Messenger RNA from Xiphophorus couchianus (Monterrey platyfish), 3811 nucleotides. RefSeq names its product polycomb protein suz12-B-like. Lineage: Eukaryota; Metazoa; Chordata; Actinopteri; Cyprinodontiformes; Poeciliidae. Gene Ontology annotation, cellular component: nucleus; ESC/E(Z) complex; RSC-type complex. The record is from RefSeq and is a predicted model, not a curated record. The coding region runs from base 532 to 2643 and encodes 703 amino acids. The transcript has 16 exons. Gene Ontology annotation, molecular function: chromatin DNA binding.
GGUAAGUUUCCUCCUAUUUUACAUCCAACUUGCUAACAGACACUCGGCGACAACAAUGUUCAUUUGCAGUUAAUCAUUUGCCUUAAAUGGAUUAUGGUGCUACCGUUGUAACGGUUUCCCCGUUUCUUCGUGUCGCCGUGGGGUUAUUUUACCGACAUUCUCCGUGGAAACUGGGGCGAUGCUAACCGGUUAGCCCGGGGUUUCCGCCUCAGCUCGCCGGAGGCUGUUCUGUUGUUCCGCGCAUUUUUCGACCACCUAACCGCUAAAACAGGUUUAAUAACAGUUAAGCGGAACUCGGUCGCCCAGUCAGUCUCAAAUCUAACAUUCUAGAAAUUUAGCUACACGUCUUUAAAAUGAGGACUUGAGUUUAUCGUUAGCGGUUGUUUUUUUUUUAACCACCAUCGCUGCCUCUUUUGUUUUGACAAAGGAAGGAAGAGCAGCUGAAUUUCUUCUUUUUUAUUUAUUUCUUUGCCACUACACCCCACUUCAGGUGGGGAGCCAGCUCCAUUUCUCCCCCAGCCUCUGACCUACAUGGCUCCGCACAAGCAGAGCUCCUCAGGUGGAGGCCACCACCAUGUGGGUUUCGGUUCUGGAGGAAAAACCAACGGGUUGUACCAGCCGCCCUCCGCCGCAGCCAAGAAGCCCAACAUGCAACUGAUUCAGGCCGACCACGAGUUGUUCCUGCAGGCCUUCGAGAAGCCGACACAAAUCUACAGGUUCCUCCGCACAAGAAACUUGAUAGCUCCGAUAUUCCUGCACAGGACGCUCACCUAUAUGUCCCACAGAAACUCCAGGAGUAACACCAGAAGGAAAACCUCCAAGGUAGACAAUCUGUUGUUCAAAGUGGAAAAGAUGAGAGGAGAGCAGGAGACCCUCAGUUUGGCCUCCAAUCUGCAGCUCACCUUUACUGGUUUCUUCCAUACAGCUGGUAAAUCGUCUCAGGACAGCGAGAAUGAACAGAGCUCGGUUUCUCUGGAGGUCCUGCUGGUCAAAGUCUGCCACAAGAAGAGGAAGGAUGUCAGCUGUCCGGUGAAGCAGGUCCCAACAGGGAAGAAGCAGGUCCCUCUGAACCCAGAGACCAGUGCUGGAGUCCUGGUCAAACUGGGCUCCCUUCCUAACUUACUGGUUCCCAGCAGCGAGUUUGAACCCAGUAACUCGCACAUGGUCAAGUCCUACUCUCUGCUCUUCAGAGUAUCGAGGCCCGGAUGCUCCAGAGGCCAGAUCCACGGGUUGAGCAACGGAGAGAACCACCACAGAGGAGAUUUUUCAGACGAAUCCGUCAACAGGAAGAGGAGGAGCUCGUCUCUCAGGGAGGAGGGAGAAACCACGUUUGUGGCUCAGAUGACGGUCUUUGAUAAAAACAGGCGUCUGCAGCUGCUGGACGGGGAGUACGAGGUCUCCAUGCAGGAGAUGGAGGAGUGUCCCAUCGGCAAGAAGAGAGCGACCUGGGAGACCAUCUUGGAUGGGAAGCGUUUGCCUCCGUUUGAGAGUUUCUCUCAGGGUCCGACCCUGCAGUUCACCCUACGUUGGACCACCGACCCGUCCGAUUGCUCCACGGCGCCUGUUGCCAAACCUCUGGCCACCCGCAACUCCGAUACCAACCAGGACACCCGGCCGAGCACGCAGAGAGCCACGCACGCCCAGGCUGUUAAAGAAUCCACGCAUGCCGACAUGCAGACCAGGAGGGAGCAGAUCUCAGCCGAGCCUCGACAGAAGCUACGCAUCUUGUAUCAGUUCCAGUACAACAACAACUCGCGGCAGCAGACGGAGGCCAGAGACGACCUGCACUGCCCCUGGUGUACGCUGAACUGCAGAAAGCUGUACAGUCUGCUGAAGCACCUCAAGCUGUCGCACUCACGCUUCAUCUUCAACUACGUGCCUCAUCCCAAAGGAGCGAAGAUCGAGGUUUCCAUCAACGACUGCUACGACGGCUCGUACGCAGGAAACCCUCAGGACGUCCACCACCAGCCCGGCUUCGCCUUCAGCAGGAACGGCCCCGUCAAGAGGACUGUGGUCACACACGUCCUGGUCUGCAGACCCAAACGGACGAAGCCUAGUCUGUCCGAGUUCCUGGAGCCGGAGGACGGCGACCGGGAGCAGCACCAGCAGACGUACGUCAGCGGACACAACCGGCUGUACUUCCACAGCGACAGCUGCCUGCCGAUGAGAGCGCAGGAGAUGGAGGUGGACAGCGAGGACGAGCGGGACCCCGACUGGCUGCGCGAGAAAACCGCCAAGCAAAUCGAGGAAUUCACCGACGUCAACGAGGGCGAGAAGGAGAUCAUGAAGCUGUGGAACCUUCACGUCAUGAAGCGCGGUUUUAUCGCCGACAACCAGAUGAACGAGGCCUGCCUGGUGUUCGCCGAGCACAACGCCGCCGCCAUCGUAGAGCACAGCCUGUGCCGCAACUUCCUGCUGCACCUGAUCAGCAUGCACGACUUCAACCUGAUCAGCACGCUGACCAUCGACCGGGCCAUGGCCAGGCUCCGCCUCCUCCAGAGCCAGAAGACAAAGAGGGACAAAGGCCAGGAGGAGGAAGACGAAGAGGAGGACUGGGAGACGGCCAUGGAGUCCCAGCCGGAGCCGGAUCCUGAUCCCGAUCCAGACACGGCCGAGUUUAAGCCCUGCGGCGAGGAGAGCUGAAACGGGCAGCAGUAAGAGGACGAGGAGGAAAACCAAAUGUGAAGCAGCAGAACCCUGAAAUGGACAAUCAAAGGCCUGAAUCCGUAAAAACAGGAAGGAAGACCCAAAGCGUCAAUGAGACCGGAAGCUCCAGAUCUUCAGGAUUUUGGUUUUGAUGUUUUUAGGGUUUUUUACCUCUGAGAUUCAAAGGUGCUACGAGUUUCCUGGGAGGAAAAAACAACAACUUCAUCCUGAAUCUGUGCUUCUUCAGAUUCUUCUUGAAUCUUCCAGCGGCUUAUUUACAGACUUCACAUGCUUUGAUAUUUUUGUUUUCAGUCAUCAGUUAAUUUUUUUUUCCCAGACGCGUUUAAAACUCGUCACGUUUUCUCUGGGUCUCGGUAUUUAUCCAGUUUAAAAUCGUGCCAGAGGUUCUGACUCUGCAGAUAAAGAAACUGAUCUUGGAUACGCUGAAACGGCAGAUUCCCGGUUUCAUCACUGGUGCUAAAUGUGUUUUAUUCCUCAGAAGCGACCUCUCGACUGUCUCACAGCGCCACCUACUGCCAGCACUCAGAUUUCCAAUUUUCUUAGGACCAUUUUAGCGACUGAAAGCCUCUGGUUUGUAGUUUGAAGCCGUUAACCUGCAGUUUCCUACCGUCUGUGGCUAAAACAAGGUGCUCUUUCUUUCUCUGGAUGUUUGUACAUAAAGCUGUAGGUCGAACCAAUUAGCUUUUGCUUUUCUUAAAAUUAGUUUGGAAACAUGGAGCAGAAUUUAGUUUCUGGUCCAAAGGAGAUUCAGUCACUUCUCAUUUCCUGUUUUGCUGCUUCUUCUUCUUUUUGUUUGUUUUGUUUUCAGUUCUUUCCUUGCAUCCAGAGCCUCCUGGAUGAACGCAGUCCAGACUUUAACGCUGCCUUACUUUACCUGCUCCAUCCGAACAGAACCGGCUCCCCGUGCAGACGACCCACAGCUGAUGAGUCCGUUUGUUUGGUUUUUGACUGGAUCUUUUUAUUUCUUCACAACACCAGCAGCAUUUUGCACAAGAUGGGAGGAGCCAUGUCUAAAAGUAAUAAUAUUAAUAUUAAUUAAGAAAAAAAAAAUAAGACUGGUCUUAAAUAAUGCUGUAAAGAACCAGCUUGACGAUAUAAACUGAGUCAAAAUGGUUUUCUAAUAAAGUAAUAAUGUGAAGAGCAU